This is a messenger RNA of Habropoda laboriosa, 779 nucleotides long. Its product is annotated as late histone H1-like. The record is from RefSeq and is a predicted model, not a curated record. Gene Ontology annotation, biological process: negative regulation of DNA recombination; chromosome condensation; nucleosome assembly. NCBI's taxonomy places the organism in Eukaryota, Metazoa, Arthropoda, Insecta, Hymenoptera, Apidae. The coding region runs from base 84 to 764 and encodes 226 amino acids. The transcript has a single exon. Gene Ontology annotation, molecular function: double-stranded DNA binding; nucleosomal DNA binding; structural constituent of chromatin. Gene Ontology annotation, cellular component: nucleosome; nucleus.
AUCAUUGUUGAUCAAGGUACCUCUGUAGAGGAAAUUUUCUAAGCUUUUUAUCCGUUGCUUCUGAUUACCUUUUCGUCGGAAAGAUGGAAGACAAAGCGAGCGCUGGAAAUACCGCAGUCGAGGCCGCGGAAAAACCAACCUCUACACCAUCGAAGAAGACUACGAAGAGCAAGUCGAAAACUCAACGUUCCAAGGCUUCUCACCCACCGACUUCCGAGAUGGUGAACGCUGCUAUUAAGGAAUUGAAGGAUCGCAAGGGAUCGUCUUUGCAAGCCAUCAAAAAAUACAUCGCUACCACGUACAAGGUUGACGGCGAGAAAGUCGCCCCGUUCAUUAAACGCUACUUGAAAACCGCCGUAACAUCUGGCACCGUCGUGCAGACGAAGGGCAAGGGAGCAUCUGGAUCGUUUAAAUUGUCCACUGGCAAGCUCUCUGACAAUUCUAAGACCAAAAAGUUGUCACGACCGGCGAAGAAGGCUGAACCAGCGAAGAAAGCUCAGUGGGUAGAGAAGAAAACUGUUUCGAAGAAGACUGCUCCUGCCAAGAAAGCACCAGCGCCGAAGAAAGCUGCCGCUGAAAAGAAACCGGCAGCUCCAAAGAAGAGCGCAGCUAAGGCGGCUGUAGCGAAACCCAAAGCAGUUGUCGAAACUAAGAGCAUGUCGAGGACUAAAAAAUCCGCUAAAUCACCAGCAGCUAAGACCAAGACGCCCAAACCUAAGAAGGCAGCGACGCCAAAAGCAGUCAAAUCCGCGGCGAAAAAAUAAUUACCUGAAUCCCUA